AUGUUCCAUGGAUUGCCAAGUGAAGACCCCAUUGAUCACCUUGAUGAGUUUGAUAGGUUAUGUGACUUGACCAAGAUCAAUGGUGUCUCUGAAGAUGCCAUCAAGCUGAGACUCUUCCCUAUGUCUCUGCUGACAAAGCUCACCAAUGGGAGAAGAGCUUGCCCCAUGGCACAAUCACCACUUGGGAUGAAUGCAAGAAGGCCUUUCUUGCUAAGUUUUUCUCCACCGGUCGCAAGCCAAGCUAAGGAUGCCCACAUCAUGGCUUCAACAAUGAGUCUUUGCUCUCUACUCUUUAUAGAGGUUGCUUGGCAAGGUAUAGAGAUGUUGGACACAGCCAGCAAUGGGAACUUCCUUAAUCAGGAUGUGAUGAUGGCUGGCAGCUUGUGGAAACAUUGCAAACUCCAAUGGAAGCUAUGGAGAAGAUUGGAUAAGCUUAUCUUAGCUCAGUCCACAAUGAAGAAAGUCAAUUUGUGUCUGCUGAAGAGAUGGAACCAGUCCAAGAAGGGGAGGAUACACAAUUCCAAGCUCGAUCGGCAGCUCGAUCAAGUCGAACUCCAGCUUGAUCGAGUCAGCCAUCAUCCAUCCUCAAGCCAAUUUUGCUUGAUCCUUACCAGCUAG
Molecule: messenger RNA, 618 nt
Organism: Microthlaspi erraticum
Lineage: Eukaryota; Viridiplantae; Streptophyta; Magnoliopsida; Brassicales; Brassicaceae
Source: the annotation of a GenBank genome assembly